AUGCCACAGACCACACCAAAGGACGUAGUGAUCGUCGGCGGCUCACUAGGCGGCCUUUUCACCGGCGUCGCCCUAAAGCGCCUCCGGCGAAACCUCAACAUCCGCAUCUUCGAACGAAACCCCACGCCACUGCUGCACGACCAAGGUGCGGGCGUAGUCGCGGGACACGAGACGCAGGUCUUCUUCCACAGGAAUGACCGCACCAGGACGCCAUUGACGGUCACUAGCCGCCAGAGGCUUUACCUAGAUAAGAGUGGGAAGGUGAUGCAGAGGGAAGACAGUGUGCAACAAAUGACUAGUUGGGAUCUGUUGUACCAUGUACUGAGGGCGAAUUAUGAUGGGACAGAGAGCGAGUAUGCGAAAGUGCCUGAAGAGCGGGAAGAUGAGGGGACGGCGACGUAUGAAUACGGGUGUACGGUGACGGAUGUCAAGACACCAGGAGGCUCUUCCACUGCUUUUGACAAGCCAGUCGAACUUACGGUUAGGCGUGACUCAGGCGACACGUUCUCCGCAAAAGCCGAUCUCAUCAUCGCGGCCGAUGGCCCCAGCUCGACAAUUCGCUCACACUACUUUCCUCAGGUCGCCAGGAAGUACGCCGGCUAUGUCGCAUGGCGAGGCACGGUUCCUGAGGACAAAAUCUCGGAAAGCGCGGCUGACAUAUUUGGCAUCCAAAUCCUGGCCUAUGUCAUACCGGGUCUGAAUGGAGCGCUGGAGCCAGGGAAGCGGCUGGUGAACUGGGUGUGGUACGUCAACUAUGCCGAGGGCUCACCCGAGCAUACGGAGCUUAUGACGGAUAAAGAUGGGAAGAGGCAUCAUGUAACAUUACCACCAGGCGGAGUACUAGAGCGUGUCUGGAGCAAACAGAAGAAACGCGCAGUGGAGAUCCUUCCAUCCCAAUUCGCUGAGCUCGUGGAAAAGACACAAGUCCCGUUCGUCCAGGGCAUCACAGAUGCGAUUGCACCGUCCGCAGUCCUAGACGGAGGCAGAGUUCUGCUGCUCGGUGAUGCGCUGGCGAACUUUAGACCGCACACGGCGGGUAGUACGAGCCAAGCAGCAAUGGACGCUAUGGCCCUAGCAGAAGCGAUAGAAAAUGUCUUCGAGGGCGAGGGACUGAAGGCAUUGCAAGAGUGGGAGGAGAAUGUUACCCAAUUUGCAAAAGAAGUGCAGAGUUACGGCGUGCAUAUUGGGAACCGAAGCCAGUUUGGUGACCAUCCGCUGAAUGGGUGA
Molecule: messenger RNA, 1227 nt
Organism: Trematosphaeria pertusa
Lineage: Eukaryota; Fungi; Ascomycota; Dothideomycetes; Pleosporales; Trematosphaeriaceae
Product: FAD/NAD(P)-binding domain-containing protein
Exons: 2
Coding region: 1-1227 (408 amino acids)
Source: RefSeq, a predicted model, not a curated record